This is a messenger RNA of Colletotrichum acutatum, 3411 nucleotides long. RefSeq names its product copper-translocating P-type ATPase. Gene Ontology annotation, biological process: monoatomic cation transport. The coding region runs from base 1 to 3411 and encodes 1136 amino acids. Gene Ontology annotation, molecular function: ATP binding; metal ion binding; ATPase-coupled monoatomic cation transmembrane transporter activity. Lineage: Eukaryota; Fungi; Ascomycota; Sordariomycetes; Glomerellales; Glomerellaceae. Gene Ontology annotation, cellular component: membrane. The record is from RefSeq and is a predicted model, not a curated record. The transcript is spliced from 2 exons.
AUGAGCGCUAAAGACAACAGCAUCGCCGAAUCUGCCAAAGAGUCCGCAGAGCAACGUCUCGUCGUUGGGUGCCGGUUCAAACAAGAUGACCUCGCUUCCAAGUCAAUUGUAGCCUCAACCCAUACUCCUGAGUUCAAACAGGACUCUUGUGCUCCGAACCCCAAGGACUGCUCGUCAGGAUGUUGUGGCUUGGCGACGGGCAAAAUACCAACCGACAGCCUUGAGACCACAUCAAUUGGAGGAAUUGCGGGCAGGCAAAUUGCCGUGACCAAAUCUGGUGGCGAUGAAGCUCUCAAGAUCUGCUCAGAUGAUGGCAAAAAGGGCUGUUGCUUCUCUGGUCCUGCACCUGACUUUCGUGGAGAGAAGACACCCAGCUGUUGUGAGGGCAAGACGUCCCCUUGCUGCGACUCUACUUGUAUCGAUCGCCUCGCUCUGCGCGAAUGCGCAAGCGGAAAGGCUUCGAAUCUUCGUCAAUCGCACCAAGUCUCCACUGACAACAAUUGUACCGGCGGCCAAGACGGCAAGGCGUGCCGAGGCCAUUCUCGAAGCGUACGUGAGAUUUAUCAGUUAAAGCUCGAUGCCUUGGGUUGUAUCUGCCGUGCACUUCUAGCUCUCGGCCAGGAAUCUUGCUGUGCUCCCCGUGAGCGCUCCUCCGUCGAACGAAAGCGAUCUUCAAAGAAGCCCACGUCUCUUCAUCGCGCUUCGGUUGACUCCUGCUGCGCUUCCGGGGUGGACAAAUCCGCUUCCCGUCCGACGGCAAGAAAAUGCGGCAAAAAGACAGUCCGCAGUCCAAUCUCUGGCAUCAAACCAAAUGCAUGUAACGAUGGCGGCUGCUCGAGACCUAAGCCUCAGAGCAUUGUUGGAUCAUGUGCCGACUCCUGUCGCGACGAGUCUCCGGGACCUAUCAACCAAUCGCUGCCGCCUAAGUCGAAGGGUAUCGACGAGGAUCUUGAACAGGGCCUGAUUGGAAAGGAACACGUCGUACUGAGCAUUUCUGGCAUGACCUGCACUGGAUGCGAAACCAAGCUCAGACGAACUCUAGCCACGAUGAACGCAGUCAAAAACCUGAAGACCAGCUUGGUAUUGGCUAGAGCCGAAUUCGACUUGAAUGUUGGCUUCGGCUCGGUGGAUGAAGUCAUCAAAUGUCUCGAACGAACAACUGAGUUCAAAUGCGAAAAGAUCACCAGGCAGGGUGCUGCCAGUGUCGACAUCAUCUGCCCUGGCGAUACCCAAGCUUUCGUCAAUCAGCCAUGGCCUAACGGCGUCACGGACAUUCGCGUUUUAGACAAGGCCAGUAUUCAUGUAGAAUUUGACGCGAAGGUCGUCGGGGCCCGCGAUUUGGUCGAAACGGGUUGGGGAACGCCUGUUACGCUGGCGCCACUUCGAGCGGACCCUUCUUUGGAGGCUGGAAGCAAGCACAUUCGCACCAUGGGAUGCAUCACUUUGCUUUCCACUAUCCUGACGAUUCCCGUUCUCAUUAUGGCUUGGGCACCUCUUCCAAAGAGAGAAAUAGCUUAUGGCUCCGCAUCGCUGGUCUUGGCGACGAUUGUACAAGUCGCAAUUGCUGGGCCCUUCUAUCCGAAAGCUUUGAAGAGUCUGAUCUUUUCGAGAGUCAUUGAGAUGGAUCUGCUGAUCGUGCUAAGCACAAGUGCCGCGUACAUCUUCUCCGUUGUGUCAUUUGGGUUUCUUGUCUCCCAGAAGCCUCUUUCGACUGGGGAAUUUUUCGAAACGAGCACUCUUCUUGUAACACUCAUCAUGGUUGGUCGGUAUGUGAGCGCUCUAGCGCGACAAAAAGCCAUCGAAUCUAUCUCGAUACGAUCUCUCCAGAUCUCUACGGCUCUGAUCGUUAACUCAGUUGGCGAAGACGAGGAGAUUGACACCCGUCUCCUUCAGUACGGAGACGCCUUCAAGGUAAUCCCAGACUCUAGAAUUCCUACCGAUGGAAUAGUUAUCUUUGGUUCCUCGGUAGUUGAUGAGUCAAUGAUGACUGGAGAAUCGGGACGCAUCGAAAAGUCUACUGGAUCUUCAGUCAUUGCUGGCACUAUCAACGGCUCUGGCGCUCUUACCGUUCGUCUGACUAGACUUCCUGGCAACAAUACCAUCAGUAACAUCGCCGGAAUGGUCGACGAGGCUAAACUUUCCAAGCCAAAGAUACAGGACAUUGCUGACAGAGUCGCGUCAUACUUCGUACCGGUAGUUGCGGCCAUCACCAUCAUCACUUUCUCGAUUUGGAUCGCGGUUGGCAUCGCGGUUCGCAAACAGAGUGGCUCUGAAGCAACUAUCCAGGCAGUCACAUACGCCAUCACCGUCCUCAUUGUAUCUUGCCCAUGCGCUAUAGGUCUCGCAGUCCCCAUGGUCAUUUUAAUCGCGAGUGGUGUAGCUGCCGAAAAGGGUGUCGUCUUCAAAUCUGCGGACAGCAUUGAGCUUGCCUAUAAGACUUCGCACGUUGUCUUUGACAAAACUGGAACCCUUACAACUGGAAACCUAAGAGUUGCGUACGAGGCGUACUUCACAAAAGAUCAAGAAACCAUCAGAUCGUUGCUUCUCGGCCUCGUUGGUACUAUUAAACAUCCAGUCUCCGUUGCCAUUGUCACUCAUCUAAAGGGACACGUUGGUGCACCUACAGCCGUCACGGAUCUGAAGGCCCUCACGGGCAAGGGAGUGGAGGCGAAACUCAACGGAGCCACUCUUCGAGCUGGCAACUCGCGUUGGCUUGGUCUCUCUAACGACCACAGAGUUCAAUCAGUUCUAUCCGAGAGCUACACUGCCUUCUGCUUCACUGUGGACAACUCCUUGGUCGCUGUCUUUGGCCUCGAAGACUCUAUCCGCCCAGAUACCCUUGAAACAAUUUCCAACCUACAGGCUUCCGGAAUUUCUGUUCAUAUUCUCUCCGGGGAUGAUGAUGGUGCCGUCCGAACAGUGGCCUCACGAUUGAGCAUCCCAGAUCUCAACGUUCGUUCCCGAUGCACCCCUGGAGACAAGCAAGAGUACAUCCAGAACCUACUGUCUCAACCUUUGUCGGACGCCCGCCGAGUCAGAGCGAAGAAUCCGAAAGAGCCAGUCGUCAUCUUCUGUGGCGACGGAACUAACGACGCAGUUGCACUGGCCCAGGCCACCAUUGGCGUGCACAUGAGCGAGGGAACCGACGUCGCAAAGUCCGCCGCGGACGUAGUUCUCAUGCGUCCAAGCCUUGCGGGGAUUCUCGCCAUCAUUGCCAUUAGCAAGAAAGCUAUCCACAGGAUCGCCUUCAACUUUGGCUGGAGCUUCGUAUACAAUGUGUUUGCCAUUCUCCUCGGCGCUGGCGCUUUUGUCAACGCCAGAAUUCCGCCCGAAUUUGCGGGCUUGGGUGAACUAGUGAGUGUCCUCCCGGUCAUUGCCGCCGCGGUACUUUUACGAUGGACCGCGAUCUAG